This is a messenger RNA of Cuscuta campestris, 1489 nucleotides long. Lineage: Eukaryota; Viridiplantae; Streptophyta; Magnoliopsida; Solanales; Convolvulaceae. The record is from the annotation of a GenBank genome assembly.
AGAAUAAUUAAAUUCUUCCCCCUUUUUCUACUUUCGUACUAUGCAUUAUUUUGGUGGAGGUCAUGGCAUUGUCUCCCACUUUAAAAUUAGUAGAGGAAGAGUUUUUGACAAAAUGGCAUUUUGUACUCUUAUGGUUGUUUAUGUCUUUUAUCAUUUUGAAUAAAAUGAGUUUCUUCCAUCACUACACCUCUCCAAUUUUUUCGGCCGAAGAAAAGCUUUGAAGGAGUGGGGAGAGUUUUGAAAUAAAAGUUUAUCCUUUUGAGUGUAGAAAAUUGUUAUAAUAUUUUCUUUAAAAUAUUAUUGAUAUAUUUUCUACUACUUAAUAUACAAGAUUAAAAUUAUCCCUCUUAAACCUUUAUAUUAAAUAUACUAUUAUAAUCUUUACUAGCAUAAAGAUUAUAGUAGACUCCGGAGAUUGUUCGUGUGUCAAAGUUGGAGGCCGGACGCUUGAACGGCUACGUUUACUCCUUCAACACCUUUUUCCUCGACUUCUCGUUCAUACCGCUUUAUCGGAGAAGGUUCCACGUAGCACUCCCUAGUCGCUGCGGUUUCUGCUUUAACUCUGAAGAAGAUUUGGAUCACUACCUGCUCAACUGCAAAGAGAGCAAAACUAUAUGGAACUAUUUCGCAGGCCUGGUUGAUGCUCCCAUGCUCACGUCAAACCUCUUACUUCGCCAACAUGCAAUCUCAUGGUGGGUAAGAGGUAACUUGAAAACUUUCAACGGAGCGCUUAAGAUUAUUAUACUCCCAGGAAUUAUCGCAUGGAAUUUAUGGAAAGCGAGCAACGCCUAUAACUAUGAUGGAAACACAAUGAGCCCACGUACAAUUAUCCAACAAAUUGGCAAGCUUAUUCAGGCUAGGGCAUGGACUCACCAACAAAAGAAAUGGGUAAUUCAUGACAAAGACUUUGAUGCUUGGGAGAUUGAUAAAUUUUGGAGAAAAGGAAAAAAGGGUUGUUCUUCUUUCUAAUUGUUAGUGUGUAUAUUUUUUCUUUCGAGAGUGUAACUCCUUUCCUUAUCAAUAAAGAUCCUUUUUAUUAUAUAUAUUUAUAUGUAUAUAUAUAUAUUUAUAUAUAUAUAUAUAUAUAUAUCCGUUUUAUAUAUAUAUAUAUAUAUAUAUAUAUAUUUAUAUAUAUAUAUUUAUAUCUGUUUCAGUCGAAAUUUAUUUCAAACGGAUUUGGGCUACUCCGUCUCUCUAUCCGGAUAACCAACCCAUCCCCUUCCGCCCACCCAUUCCACCGCCUCCAUCCCCAUUCCAGUCGAAGAGAUCAGCAGCAUUCCAGCGUCUCCACCCAUCGAAGAGAAAUCCGACCAAAGAGGGGAACCCGGCCACCGCCGGAAGUACAAUUCAGACUAGCCUAAUCCGUUUCAUGGAGUCAAGAUCAAAGUGAUACAGCGACAAACACAAAGACUUGAAGUGCAAAUUCCUUGAAGCAUUCAAGAAUGUGCACAAGAUUUUAUUGGAGUCCGAGACGCAUUUGGAGCGCCUA